Messenger RNA from Heterostelium album PN500, 2061 nucleotides. RefSeq lists its product as uncharacterized. Gene Ontology annotation, cellular component: plasma membrane. NCBI's taxonomy places the organism in Eukaryota, Evosea, Eumycetozoa, Acytosteliales, Acytosteliaceae. The transcript has 4 exons. Gene Ontology annotation, molecular function: calcium-activated cation channel activity. Bases 1 to 2061 code for a protein of 686 amino acids. The record is from RefSeq and is a predicted model, not a curated record.
AUGCCAAAUCAAUAUAGAGUUCAGGAUUCAGCAUUUGUGGUGACCUUGGUUAUCAAUGCUGUAAUCUCAGUUUUGGUAUUCAUUGCAUUUUGCGUCUUUAGAAGAAAGUUCAAGGAUUUCUAUGAAUAUAGAUACCAAACCAAACAACCUGGCGUAGAUACUGCUCCCUCUGAUUCUUUCUUUGGUUGGGUAGCUUCCACCCUAAAUUAUAGUAAUGAGAAAAUCAUUCAAACUGCUGGAUUAGAUGGAUAUUUCUAUCUAAGACAAAUUAGAACUAGUUUUUAUAUUAUGGUGGUUUUGGUAGUAUUGUCUGCAAUCAUUUUGUAUCCUACCAACUCACAGGGUGGAUACAAUGCUGCGAGACAAGAGAACAACGGUACACUUCCAGAUGAGGUGGUUGGUCUCUCGGUCAUAUCAAUGAGUAACAUUGCACGUGGUGAGAAUCUUUUGUGGGUGCAUGUAGUUUUCACUGUCAUCGUUACUUCGGUGGUUUGUUUCUUUAUCUAUUUCGACUACAAGGAUUUCGCAGAGCGUCGUAUCACCUUUAAACAUCAGAAUCGUCUGAUGAACCAUACUGUAUUCAUUCGUGACAUCCCAGAUCGUCUUUUCACCAAGGAAUCACUUACUCGCUACAUGGAGUCCUAUUUCCCUGGACAAAUCCGUGAUAUUAUUCUCAUUAAUCAACUUCCAAUCAUCUAUAAAUUGAUGAAUCAACGUGAGGGAUUCGUAAAGAAAUACGAAUGUGCUAUGGAAAAGGCGAGUCGCACCAACAAGACUGUCUAUGUCAAGACUGGUUUGUGUGGUUGUUUCGGUGAGAAGCGAGAGGCAUUGGAUUUCUAUCAAGAGAAAAUCGACGACCUCGACAAAUCCAUCGAAAUGCACAGAACUAGAUCCGAGCAGAAUAUGCCAGAUUCCGGUAGUGGAUUCAUUGUUUUCAAUCAUAAAUCAACUGCCAAGAUUGUCGAGCAAGUCGUAAUGGACAAGAAAUUCCCAAUGAAGAUGGUGCGUUUCUCUGCUCCAGAUCCAUACGAUGUCUACUGGCCAAACGUAUCAUACACUUCCCACUCAUUCUUUAUUCGUUCGUUGAUCGUUUCGAUUUUCAUUUUCGGUUUGGUAUUCUUCUGGUCGAUUCCAGUUGCAUUCCUUUCUGGAUUCAGUAACCUUGCGACACUCUCAAAGAUCAGUGCAUUCAGCUGGCUCGUAGAUAUCAUUGAAAAGUCGAGUGUACUAGCUGGAUUCCUUCAAGGUUUCCUUCCAAAUUUGGUGCUUAUCAUCUUCAUGGCACUGCUGAUUCCAAUCAUCAAAAAGGUGUCGCAAGUCCAAGGAUUCUUUUCCAAUUCCGAAGUCGACGAAUCCGUCUUUAGAAAAUACUUUAUCUUUGAGGUGUUCAAUGUCUUCUUGGUCUCUGCGAUUGCUGGUUCCAUUUUCCAAUCGAUCGAAUCGAUUGUCGACCAUCCAUCUUCUAUCAUCACCAUGUUGGCAACUGCACUUCCAGGACAAGCCUAUCAAAUGACCAAUCUCAUUAUGAUUGCAGCUGCCGGUGGUGUCAUGGCACUGCUCCGUUUCAUCGGACUGCUCAUCAAGCUCAUCAAGUUGAGAUGGCUUGCCAAAACACCAAGACAAAUCGCCGAUACAAAGAAGUGUGGUUCGUUCUCCUACAGCACUAGCUACGCCAUGAGCUUGCUCUAUCUCCAAAUCUGUUUGGCAUACUCCACAAUGACACCAUUCAUUCUCAUCUUUGGAAUGUGGUAUUUCGGAAUCAACUAUCUCGUUUCCAAGUACAAUAUCAUCUGGGUAUCGACACCGGAAUACCAAUCGGGUGGUUCACUCUAUCCAAGUGCAUUCCGUCGUACCAUUGUCGGUUUGAUCAUCUACCAACUAUUGAUGAUAGGUGUCUUCAAUGUCUAUAAAUUCUUCUGGGGUAAUCUCGUUGUUAUUCCACUGAUUGGAACUGUUUGUUACUCCUACCAAGAUUACAAUGGAACUCAAUACCGUCCACCUUACUAUUCACCUCUUAUGGCAAUUAAUUUUAAUGGUCAACAAGGACCUUCAAGUCCAUAA